Ilyonectria robusta is the source of this 1355-nucleotide messenger RNA. Its product is annotated as ribosomal protein S5 domain 2-type protein. Gene Ontology annotation, biological process: U1 snRNA 3'-end processing; exonucleolytic trimming to generate mature 3'-end of 5.8S rRNA from tricistronic rRNA transcript (SSU-rRNA, 5.8S rRNA, LSU-rRNA); U5 snRNA 3'-end processing. Gene Ontology annotation, cellular component: nuclear exosome (RNase complex); cytoplasmic exosome (RNase complex). The coding region runs from base 195 to 1268 and encodes 357 amino acids. The record is from RefSeq and is a predicted model, not a curated record. The transcript is spliced from 2 exons. NCBI's taxonomy places the organism in Eukaryota, Fungi, Ascomycota, Sordariomycetes, Hypocreales, Nectriaceae.
GAAAUUUCCGUAUCUUAUCGUUCACCUCGGCGAAGGGCCCAACUCGAUCCUCCAAAAAACUUUCAGCCUCGCAUCGCAAGCCAAACGACGAAGCGACCUCCCAGCGAAAAAUCGAUCAAGCUUCCCUCCUCCAUCCGCGAACAGAUCUACCCACGGAAUUACCCAGAGACUGCCAAUGGGUGCGCGCUGAACAAAUGGCGUCCCAGCAGAUCCUCUUCUCGCCCGCCGAGCUCGCCUACCUCCACCGCUCGCUCUCUCUGAAGCCGCCCAUCCGCCCCGACGGCCGCUCGCCCGCGCAGUUCCGGCCGCUGACGGCCGAGACGGGCAUCCUGCCCGGCACCAACGGCAGCGCGCGCGUGCACUUCUCCGACGGCACCGAGGCCAUCGUGGGAGUCAAGGCCGAGAUCGAGAAGACGGUCGAGGCGCCGCGCGCCGAGGAGCCGGACCGGCCACGACCGGAGGGCAAGGAGGCCGACGGUGUGCGCACCAGGGGCGACUGGCUUGAAUUGGCGGUGGAGAUUCCCGGGCAGCGCGAUGACGAGGCCUCGACGGUGUUUCUGGCCGAGAUGUUGAGGGAGGCGUUGUUGGCCGACAAGGAGUUUGCCAAGAAGCUGUUCAUCAACAGGCGGUUUCACUGGAGGUUAUACCUCGACGUUCUUCUCAUCUCCCCGCCGCUUUCAUACCCCCUCCCCCUCCUCUCCCUCACCACCCACCUCGCCCUCCUAGCAACCCGACUCCCGCGACUCAAGUCCGAGGGCGACGAGGACCCCAUGUUCGACGACGACUGGGAGGCAUCGACGUUCCUGUAUCCGCGAGAGGGCGCUGCGACUAGUGGAUCCCGGCCGCCCAUCACGCUGCUCGUCGUGGCCGUCGGCGACAAUGUCAUCUUCGACCCUGCGAAGGAGGAGCUUGCCGUUGCCGAGACGGCGCUUGCCGUGUCCGUCGCCGAGGUGCGCCGGGCACAGAAGGCUGGCGACAUGGAGGUGGACUCGAAGGGACGCGAGCUCAGCCUGCUGUCGAUCCGGACCAUCGAUCCGCCGUCGAGGCUGACGCCGCCCGGCGUGCCCCAUACCAGCAACACCAGCUCAUCGGCCUUUGCGCCUGCCAAGCAGCAAAAAGCGGGAGAGGAGGAGACGGAGGGAGUGUGGAAAGCGCCUCUUGGCGGCACUAAGUUUGGGGUGCUGGAUGGUAUAAUACAGGCCGUGCUGGAAAAGGGAGGCGUUGCGGACGAGGUUCUGGACGGAUUGGAGGGCGUGGAAUUGUCAUAAAGGGACAUGCAACAAAAAUCUACUGCCAUGGAGAGGAAGGUAUAGAGGAGAUUUACAGGUGUUCAAAGGGAUGGAUACCUAGUAUUA